Messenger RNA from Closterium sp. NIES-67, 659 nucleotides. NCBI's taxonomy places the organism in Eukaryota, Viridiplantae, Streptophyta, Zygnematophyceae, Desmidiales, Closteriaceae. The record is from the annotation of a GenBank genome assembly.
GAAGGGGGAAAUUGGUGGGGAAGUGCAGGGUGGAGGGAAGAGGGGCUAGGCCGCAUCGCUUCUCGAGUCUCGUGGUGCGCUACGGUGCGGCGCGGUUGAAUAGCAGCACUAGGCAGAACGGACGGUGGGAAGGAAGCCCCCCUCGGACCACCAACCAGCGGAGACCCCUCAGGGGAAUCCAGGGGCAGUGGCGGAAAUCCGCGACAGUGACGGUUCCCCCUCGUGCUGUGCACCAUGGCCCAACGAAUGAGAUCAGUCCGCCGAUAUGAUCCAUGUGGCCCAAAUAAGGCGGUGUGACAGGUGUGGGACGCACACUGGUUAGAGUUGCGUAACACAGCUGGGAUCGAAAUCCAUCCAAUGAAGGACCAGUCGGAGUUCUGAGGACUGACAGCAUGCCACGUCAACAACCGUCAUGAGAUUCGACCCAUCGCGAGACCACACGUGUUACAUCUGACGUCAAACUUUCUCCAGUUCAUACAAGCCCACACAUGUUGAGAUACAGUUUAGUGAUUGUAAGGAAAUGAUAUUUCCUGAUCACGGGUUCUAGUUAGUAAGACGUACACUGCUAUAACGGGGUUGCCACAAGCACUGCCACAAAAUUCAAAUCGCGACACCCAAAUGUGGUCUGUCAAACAUAUAUUGAUAUGUUAUAGGCUAGA